CCAGCAUCAGCCACACUGGGAGGGCCCCAAGAGGGUGGCCUCACGACACACUCCACUGCCUCCCCCCAGGCUCCCCAAGGCUGGAAGGACAACCUGUAUCAGGGUGGGUGUGGUGUGUGGUUUGCACUCAGCCCUUCUCUUGGGGCUCCCUUGAGCUCCAUUCACACCAGAGAGAGAGCAGGAGAGAGAGGACAAGCAGAUCCAACAGCCUCGACUCCAGGGGAAUAAGGGCAUUGCCUCCUUUUGUGGAAGGACACGCCCUUCUGAUGGAGAAUGGGAACUCCCUCCUGCAGCAGCCUGCCUGCAGCGGUCUGGGUAGGACAGCGUGGAUGCUGUAGGCUGAUGCAGCUGCCGUCGCCCCAGAAAGACAGUGCCCCACAGCCGAAGCAGAGAGCGCUGCAGUAACCGAGAGGUUCAGAGAGCUGGCUUGGGGCUGCUCGGGAAGCAGCCGCAGCACAGUGACAGUGACAAACACAGAGCAGACGACACCAAGUGGAUUCCCUUUCCCCUUGGACAGAGAGGCACAGCCCUCAGCCUGCAAGCAUUUCAGCCUUGAAAGCGCCAUAACCAGCAGCUGCUGAGCCAUGGCUGAAGGAGAAAUCACAACCUUCACGGCCCUGACCGAGAAGUUUAAUCUGCCUCCAGGGAAUUACAAGAAGCCCAAACUCCUCUACUGUAGCAAUGGGGGCCACUUCCUGAGGAUCCUUCCAGAUGGCACAGUGGAUGGGACAAGGGACAGGAGCGACCAGCACAUUCAGCUGCAGCUCAGUGCGGAAAGCGUGGGGGAGGUGUAUAUAAAGAGUACCGAGACUGGCCAGUACUUGGCCAUGGACACCGACGGGCUUUUGUACGGCUCACAGACACCAAACGAGGAAUGUUUGUUCCUGGAAAGGCUGGAGGAAAACCAUUACAACACCUACACAUCCAAGAAGCACGCAGAGAAGAACUGGUUCGUUGGUCUCAAGAAGAAUGGGAGCUGCAAACGCGGUCCUCGGACUCACUAUGGGCAGAAAGCAAUCUUGUUUCUUCCCCUGCCCGUCUCCUCUGACUAAAGAAAUCUGUUCUGGGUACUGACCACUCCAGAGGAGCCUGAAGGAGUCCUCACCUGGUUGACCCCAGAUUGUUCCCUUGACCAUUGGCUGCGCUAACCCCUGGCCUACAGAGCCUGAAUUUGUAAGCAAUGCGCUUCUAAAUGCCCAGUUCACUUCUUUGCAGAGCCCUUUACCCCUGCACAGUUUGGAACAGAGGGACCGAAUUGCUUCUAGGGGCCAACUGGCUGGCCAGUCUGGGUCUGGUUUGGAUGUCCGUUGCCUCUGGGCACCUGCUGCAGGCUGAGCCUCUCAAUGCAAAGGUGGGGCCAAAGGAAGUGUGUUCAGGGGCUGCCAAGUGGGUCAUCAAUAACUGCAUAUGAUUCCCUCCUCUGAACAAACUCUGUCUGUGAUCCCCCAAACAUCUGGCAUGACUCCCUUUCAUCCUUUCAAUACCCCACAAAUAUUAGCAGAGAAGCUUACAGCUAGGUUAGAGGAAGGCAGCGUUCCAUCAGUACAAACAGGGAUGGAGAAACCCCCCCUCAAGAACAGAAGGGAUUAAAAUGGCCAGGGGAGAUGAGAUGGGAUUUUGGUGGACAAUUUAGAGGACCGAUCUCAAUGCCAAAUAAUGGAAGGAUGGGAGGCUCAGCCACAGGAAAGCAGAAUAAACGCAAAGCCCUGGGAGCCGCUACGAUGCCUUGACUUUCCCAAGGUUACCUGGUAGCAGGAAGUCCCUGAAUGGUGUCAGGUGGAGAGCAGGAGAAAUGGGUUCUUGAUAAAAGCAAGGACAUCGGAUGUUGGUAAAUCCGUUUGGGUCCGGGGAGUGGAUGUGGGAGUGAAGAGAAAGAAAGGGAAACACGGGCUGAGGGGAAUCAUGCUCAGGAUGAUUCUAGAAGUGAGAAGGAAAGAGAAAGGGAUGUCAUGACUAGUGCUUGGCCACCAGAAAGCAGGGGCUUUGGGGUCCUAGGGCAGUGCUCACAGGUCAUACUGGGAUCUUGUUUGAGUGUAGAUUCUAGUUCAGUGGGUCUGGGGUGCAGGUUUUACAUUUCUAACAUGCUCCCAGGUGCUGUAGAUGCUGCUGCCUCCCCCCAUCCCCACCCCUACCCCCCAUACUUUAAGCACCAAAAUCCCACAGAAGGUUAUUCAAAUGACGGUGGCUCAAACCCCUGACCUCUCUCUUGCCUCAUCCUUAAAAACCGCAACCCCCUGUCUCCCACCCCCAGUCUUCCUGAGCAUUUGGGCAGCAUCGGCAGUUACGCUGUGUUAAGGAGCGUGAAUUCCAGGCGCUUUGGCCCAAUGCCUAUUAAAUGCCCAUUUAGAAGAUAUACAAAAGCAUACUUCAAAAAUGUUAAACCCUCACAAACGGCUUUUCCCAAGAGAUCAUUUGUGUUACGAUUACUUGUAUAAAUAUGCUUCCUGCUUAAAGUAAACUUGACCCAAGUGGCUAGCAAAUUAGAAACACCAUUCAUCUCUGACAUAUGAUACUGUUGCCAUGUAAAGGCCUUUAAUAAGCCAUUUAAAUUUACUGUGAGACUGUAUGUUUUAAUCACAUUUACAAAUAUAUAGCUCAAAGGCAGUUAAACUGCUUAGCAUUCAGCCACUGAGAAUUACAAUAAGAUACAAUGUAUAAGCUACUCAAUUAUCUAUUACUUUUACUACAAUUACCUAUAAAAUGAGAUCUUUCCUUGUUUUCCACUGUGCUGUUACAAAUAUUUUCUUUGGAAAUGGGGACUCUUAAGCAAUGAUAUGAUAAUUGUGGAUAAAAAUUGAUGAGAGUGUUAGCUCAUGUUUUAUAAGGAACUGAAGUAAUUAUUAAUUGAAAAAUAACUCCUUGGUAAUUGAACUGUCAUAUUUUGAAUGAAAGAAAACAACAAUUUGUGGAAGUUCAAAGCGAUACUGUGAUUGAGGAACUGAACUAAGUUAAAACCAUGGUUAAUAAUCUCAUUCUGCAUUUGAACAGCAAAACAAUUUCAUAACUUUUCUUUGGUUUUGUAACAUGGAUAAUUCUAUUUUAUUUUAGUAAAUCUUUGCAGGCAAGUUGGGGAUAGUGCGAUGUGGCUUCACAUCUCUUUACUAUGAAGAUUUGGCCAGAAAAAGGUAUCCAGAGAGGAAAUUCAAGAUAUUUAUAAUGGUCUAUAAUUUUUAGUGUAUGAAUCAAAUUCAAGUAUAACAUUGGCCAGGAAAAAUUAAAUACUGUUGCUGACCGAUGAGACGGAAGUCUGGUUUCAGAGACCCAAAACAUUGUAGAAGAAACCCUACUGUGACCUGGACAACCUCAGCCCAGUCAUCAUCACGUAUUCAUUCAAUGAAUAUUCAUUAAGUGCCUACUGUGCGCCAGGCACUGUGCCAGGUACUGGGGCCCUGGGAACCUUCUCUGUCUGGUUUGCUGCUGCAGUCUCUCCCAGGGCAUUAUAUUUAUGAGGAAAGAGUCUGUGGAUUCAUUGCUUUCAGUCAAGUAAAAACAGACUGGGUAGGUUUCUGCUGAAUAAACUGCUUUCAGUCAAGUAAAAACAGACUGGGUAGGUUUCUGCUGAAUAAACUGCAAGUCCCAGAAACACAGGUUUGGGAAGAAUUAGCAACUCCCAGGAUAAGAUAAGUCCCCAUGAAAGUGUCAGCGGACAUGGGAAGGUAAACCUAAUGCUUUCAACUGUAGAACCAUAUCAGCUUCUGCAGGACCCCUUUCAAAUCAGGAAGAGAGCCUGUCAGAUCUCAUAAGGAGCUCCCCGCUCCAUUUUGAACAUGCUCUGGUUCCUUAAACGUGGAGCAUUCCUGUUGCUCUCUCUCUUCCUUGAGUAAGUCUUGUCACCAUCUGCCUGUCAUAUGCUUCUCAGGUGAAUUCAUUUUCAGACCAACUGUUGAGUCACCUGACAUUCUGAACAAAGCAUCAGGAGCGUAUAUGCUUUCGAUUGUUCUCGAUGUGGUGGUGGAGGUGGUGGUGAUCUGCUUCCGUGGAAGGGAUAAUAAUUAAAGCCUCCUAUGGCCAACAGUGUGUACUUAUAAAAAUCUGACGGAAGCAUCAUGCGUUACUGAAGAUCAAGGUCCUUGCUUUGUGUGGGAGGUGAAAUCCUCAGCCUUGUGGAACAUACUGCUUAAACCAACUGAGCUCAUGGGCUGCAAAGCAGACCUCUGAUGAAGAAGAUGCCUGUCAUUUUACAUCACUGUCUCUCUUUUUUGCACCUUACAAGUAUUAAUAAAUGUUCCACUAAUGGGUGAUAA
This is a messenger RNA of Equus quagga, 4244 nucleotides long. It is a transcript of the gene FGF1, whose product is annotated as fibroblast growth factor 1. The coding region runs from base 585 to 1052 and encodes 155 amino acids. The transcript has 5 exons. The record is from RefSeq and is a predicted model, not a curated record. Gene Ontology annotation, biological process: fibroblast growth factor receptor signaling pathway; positive regulation of protein phosphorylation; animal organ morphogenesis. Gene Ontology annotation, molecular function: fibroblast growth factor receptor binding; growth factor activity. NCBI's taxonomy places the organism in Eukaryota, Metazoa, Chordata, Mammalia, Perissodactyla, Equidae. Gene Ontology annotation, cellular component: cytoplasm.